AUGUUAACAACUAUUAAUCCUCAACAAAAUCAAACAACAUGCUCUUCUCAUGAAUGUAUCAUAUGUGGUUCAAAAGCUAUUGGUAUUAAUUUUGGUGCACUUACAUGUGCACCAUCAUUUUUUCGUCGUAAUGCUCGACGAAAAGAAAUUCUUCAAUCAGCAUGUCAACAUCAUCAUAUCGAUCUAUCAAUAGUAAAUGAUCAUAAUAAUAUAGAUCAUUAUUUACAAAUACGUCGAUGUUCAUCAUGUCGAUUACGUCGUUGUUUUGAUAUGGGAAUGAAAGAAGAAUUAGUUCGAACAGAUGAACAAAAUAUUCGACAUAAACAACUUGUAUAUAUGAAUAGACAAAAACGAGAAUUCUUAAAACAAAAACAACAAGAUAAACAAUUAUCUAUUUCACAGUGCCUUGUAAAUAAUGAUAAACUUUUACGUGAAUCAGAUUGGCGUCAUUUAAAAAAUAUUGUUUCAGCUUAUGAAACACAUUGUCUUAAAACAUAUAUUCAACAACGUUCAGCUAUGUAUAAUAGUGAAGCAACAUCAUGUCAUCAAUCACAUAUACCUUCAAAAUAUUUUACAGCAAUACCAAUGACUUUAACUAUUUCACUUUGUUCAUUUCUUCAAUCAUUACCAGCAUUUCAUUCUUUAUCACAAAUAAAUCGAACAUUUUUAUGUAAAAAUAAUCUUCGUUCAUUACUAUUUCCAAAUAUGUUUGAACUUAAACAAUCAUGUUUUUCUGAAUCAUGGCAGAACUCACUUGAAAAAGCUACUUGGGAAUUAAUAUGUGGUCCCCAAUUAUUUAGAGAGUUUAGUCGUACAGCAAAUUUAGCUGAAAAAUCAUUAAUAACUGAUCCUAUAAUAAUACGUCUUUGGCUCGUUGUACUCUUCUUUUCAUCAUCACUUUUUUGUUUAUAUGAUAAUUAUAUAUUUUUAAAAAUUCCAAAGAAAAAAACUGCUAUUAUUGAAAUUCAAAAUAUUUAUGCAACUCUUCUAUGGAAAUAUUUAUUACAUCGUCAUGGAAAUUUUGGUGCAGUACAAAUUUUUUCAAAUUUAAUGCAUACAUAUUUACAAAUGCAACGUGUUGGAUUUGAAAUUGGUAUUCAAAUACGAACACGUAAUGAAUUAUUAGUUACAUAUGAAACACUUAAUCAAAUAUUAACUCUUGAUAUUCGUGAUAAUUAG
Molecule: messenger RNA, 1179 nt
Organism: Rotaria sp. Silwood1
Lineage: Eukaryota; Metazoa; Rotifera; Eurotatoria; Philodinida; Philodinidae
Source: the annotation of a GenBank genome assembly